GUGAGGAUUAGAAGAGCAGGUCUGCGUCUGCACAUGAUCAGAAUAAUCUGCUUCCUUCACACUGUUUUCAUCGGACCUUCAUUUGAAAGAGACUUGUUUCGUCGCCUUGUUUUGGGCCGACCACACUCUGUGGGUGGUCCAGGUCCUGCCCAGGUGGCGGCAGGAGAGAGAGAGAGAGUGGAAGUAGCUUCAGCCUCAGAAAGGAAGCGUCCUGGACUGAAAGACUGGUGUCCAGCAGAAGAUCUCAGAGUGGGUGACCUCUCAACUACGGCUCAGCGUCAGAGUGCAGAGGUCGCCUCUGGGGUCUGGCGCCUUAUUCGGGUGCCGGAGGCAAGUGGAGGGGAGCGUUUCCACCUGGCAACAGAUGAGCUGUCAGAGCCUGGAUUCUUCAUCUGAUCAGGUGCCACUCACCCAUCAGCCCAAGCCUCCCUCCUCUCAUGACAUUUGAGCCUAAAGUCGACAAAAUGAUCGGCGCUGACGUCAUCCACGUUGGCGGGAAGAGUGCGGCGCUAACCAUGACUGGCAGGUGGUCAAUAGUGGAGCGCAUUGAUCCCAGACAAUCUCAUUUGUGUGUGUGUCGGCGCUUUCAGAGGCCUUUCUUCUGUGCGACACCAUCGAUCCCAUGGAAGCUGAUUUGGAGGACGACGGGUGGGAGGAGCGAUGCCGUCGCUCGUACUAUUGACACCUGAUGAAGCCCUCUGCUGGCUGUGGACCGCCGAGGUCAUGUGACCUGAUGGAGUUUGGAAACAGAACCAAGCGCAGAGUCGGAUCAAAGGAGCGCCGACUCACUGUGACCUGGAGCAGCCUGGGAACUGUGGAGCAGCGGAUCAGGUCUCUCAGACUCCCAAUGAGGACGUCGUUCCUUGGUUUCUGAGGGAAAAAGAAGAAGGUUCAUUUUUGCUGAGUCACCUGAAGUCAGUGCUGAGUCAGCUCUGAACAUCGAAGCUUUAUUGAUUCUGUUCGACUGACAGAACAGAUUCUACGUUUAAGGAAAAAGAGAACUUGACGUUCCAUCGUCCGAUCGUGUGUUGAUCUUCAUUUUUCCAUCUGAAGGGAUUUAUGGGGCAUCAGCUCAGUGCCCACACAUCAUCAUGGGAUGUGAACGCGUGACCUUUGCUCCCUGAUCAAUCUCCUUCCCACCGAGCCGCCCAAGAAGCCCGACCCGGUCACCUCAGAAACCGUGGUCUUCUGGGGACUGAGGUUAUGGCAGGUCAUCGGGAUAUUCGCUGUUUUCGCUCUGGCCGUAGUCAUCACCCUCUGUUGCAUCUUCAAGUGCCGGAUUCCUCGAACGAAGAAGGAGAUCGAGGCGCGUCACGCUCAGCGGCAGGCGGCGAAGAAGUACGCCAACACGCUGGAGACGGUUCCUCCUCUGAACGAGCUGACCGAGAUCCCGGGCUCCUCUUUCCAGACGGUCUCAGAGCAGGUCCAAACUCAGAGCGACGCUCAGCCGUCAGCGGUGGUGGAGGAGCUGCCAAAGCCGAGGAGCAGGAGGAGGUGACCACCGUGGCGGGGAAGGUGGACGGAGAGAAGAAGAGCAAGGAGGGCAAGAAGGAGGGCAGAGGUGCCGGCAAAGAAGGGAAAGGAGAGGAGAAGGAGGCAGCCGGGAAGAAGAAGGGCGAGAAGGGCGAGAAGGCGGCGGCCAGCGGCGAGGGGAAGGGACGGAAGCCUGCGGAGAAAGGAGGCGCGAAGAAGGCGGCUAAAUAACUGUGACUCACACACACUGCCCCAGAGCAGCCCUUUCUAGGUCGCCAGGGUUAUAAGAAGAGACGGACGCAGAGGUGGAGGUGUACACCCAACACUGUUUAUUCACAACGGACCAGACGGACAACAGACACGAAGAAGUGGCGCCACUGCUCCACACUCUGGCGGCAGAUCAAUGAAUGAAUCCACGAGAGGCGUCGGACGGUGGUCAGUGUGACCAACAGCAGGCGGCGCCUCCAGCUCUUACACGGCUCAGAUGACAACAACAGACAACAGCAGUGGAGGGGCCCGGGACCCCGCCGCAGGUCACCUCCCUGGACAGCCCUCCUGCCACGGGUCUGCAGGGGACACCCUGGACAGCCGUCCGGCCCAACCACACUCGCCUGCACCAUGUGACUCCCGGGGCCUAUGAGUUCCAUUUUUUUUAUUUAUAAAACAUAUAAAACAGCUCUUCAUUGUCUUUCAUGAGAAGCUACGAAGGAGCAGACACUUUUCCAGAUAUGGUGUAAACAAACAAACAUCAAAGCACGGAAGGGUCCCCUGGUGUUGCUGUGACGUCAUCCACACUGCACCACGCGUUGAAGGACACACUGAUCUGCUCCACGGAACUCACCAACAGAAAAUCAAGAAUCUGUACAGUUGUUUGCAC
Molecule: messenger RNA, 2350 nt
Organism: Synchiropus splendidus (mandarinfish)
Lineage: Eukaryota; Metazoa; Chordata; Actinopteri; Syngnathiformes; Callionymidae
Gene: tmie
Product: transmembrane inner ear
Exons: 5
Coding region: 1204-1704 (166 amino acids)
Source: RefSeq, a predicted model, not a curated record